Cyprinodon variegatus (sheepshead minnow) is the source of this 5909-nucleotide messenger RNA. RefSeq names its product myosin IIIA (gene myo3a). Bases 79 to 5544 code for a protein of 1821 amino acids. The record is from RefSeq and is a predicted model, not a curated record. Gene Ontology annotation, biological process: protein phosphorylation. The transcript has 36 exons. Gene Ontology annotation, molecular function: protein binding; ATP binding; cytoskeletal motor activity. Gene Ontology annotation, cellular component: myosin complex. Lineage: Eukaryota; Metazoa; Chordata; Actinopteri; Cyprinodontiformes; Cyprinodontidae.
UCUGCUGCAAUGCUAGCCUUUCACUCAGAAAUGGAUUAAUUGUCUUCUCAAAAUGUCCCGUUUCUUAACUUGGGAAUAAUGAGAUCUCUCCUGAAGAUGUUUCCACAAUCAGGAAAAUCAAUUGUCUUUGACAAUUUUCCGGAUCCCACUGACACUUGGGAAAUCAUUGAGACAAUCGGAAAAGGAACCUACGGGAAAGUCUACAAGGUACUGAACAAAAAGGAUGGAAGUAAAGCAGCCGUGAAGAUACUGGAUCCCAUUCAUGAUAUAGAUGAGGAGAUUGAGGCAGAAUACAACAUCCUCAAAGCUCUCUCCGACCACGCGAAUGUUGUCAAGUUUUAUGGGAUGUUCUACAAGAAGGAUCUGAAAUGUGGGGAUCAGUUGUGGCUUGUACUGGAGCUCUGCAAUGGUGGCUCUGUGACAGACCUGGCCAAAGGCAUGCUAAAAAGAGGAGAGAGAAUGGAAGAAGCCAUUAUUGCCUUUAUUCUACAUGAAGCUCUGAUGGGGUUGCAGCACCUGCAUAUCAACAAAACCAUCCACAGGGAUGUCAAAGGCAAUAACAUCCUGCUGACAACGCAUGGAGGGAUCAAACUCGUGGACUUUGGUGUUUCAGCCCAGCUGACAAAUACCCGUCUGAGGAGAAACACCUCAGUAGGAACUCCCUUCUGGAUGGCUCCCGAGGUCAUAGCUUGUGAGCAGCAGCUGGACUCAACUUACGACGCUCGGUGUGAUGUCUGGUCCUUGGGCAUCACUGCUAUAGAGUUGGGAGAUGGAGACCCCCCUCUUUCUGACCUCCACCCAAUGAGAGCCCUUUUUAAAAUCCCUAGAAACCCCCCGCCUACUCUCCACCAGCCGGAGCUCUGGUCAGAUGACUUUAAUGACUUUAUCUGCAAAUGUCUGAUAAAGGACUUUGAGCUGAGACCAAAUGUGUUAGACCUGCUCCAGCAUGUGUUCAUCAAACAGACUGUCGGCAGAGAGAAAAUCCUGCAGAAACAACUGAUUGAACUAAUAGAUCUCAAUCAGCAAAUUGGAUUAAUUGAAAAAACAAGCCAUCAUGGAAAGACAGAAAGACGUACAGACAGUAAUGACAGGCAUGAACGUAUCCACACAAAAAAAGGAAGCCAUAUGAAGACGCAAGCUGACACAGACGAGGUGGACGACCUCGCCACCCUUGAAGUCCUAGAUGAGAACACAGUCACUGAGCAGCUCCAGAGUCGCUAUGCCAGAGAUCAGAUUUACACCUAUGUUGGAGACAUACUGAUUGCAGUCAACCCCUUCCAUAAAAUGGAAAUUUAUUCUCCUCAGUACACUAAGAUGUACAUUGGGGCUAAGCGCACGGCCAACCCUCCACACAUCUUUGCAGUGGCGGACGUUGCCUACCAGUCAAUGGUGUCAUACAACACCGAUCAGUGUAUUGUGAUCAGUGGGGAAAGUGGAGCAGGAAAGACGGAGAGCGCUCAUCUGCUGGUGCAGCAGCUUACAGUCCUCGGAAAGGCCAACAAUCGAACGCUCCAAGAGAAAAUCCUGCUGGUCAACAGUCUGGUGGAGGCUUUUGGAAACGCUUGCACCGUUAUUAACGACAACUCCAGCCGCUUUGGGAAGUACUUGGAGAUGAAGUUUACCAAUGGUGGAACAGUGGUCGGAGCGCAGAUCUCAGAGUACCUGCUGGAGAAAUCCAGAGUCAUCCACCAAGCAAUGGGUGAGAAGAACUUCCAUAUUUUCUACUACAUUUAUGCUGGUCUGGCUGACAGGAAGAAGCUUGCCCACUAUAAACUGUCUGACAGCAAGACUCCUAAGUAUCUUUAUACUGAACACAUGAAGUUAGGCCCUGACAUUGUGAGCAAUGCCUUCUACAAGGAGCAGUUUGAUGCAGUGGAGCAGUGUUUCAAAGUCAUAGGAUUCACCCUGGAGGAGCUGGGCAGCGUUUACAGCAUUCUGGCUGCCAUCCUUAACUCAGGAGACAUUGAGUUUUCUGCUGUCGCCUCAGAACACCAAACUGACAAGAGCAACAUCACCAACAUUUCUGUCCUAGAGAACGUGGCAUCCCUACUACGUAUCCGAUCAGACGAGCUCCAGGAAGCCCUGACAUCCCACUGUGUUGUGGCCCGGGGCGAGACCAUCGUCAGGCCCAACACGGUGGAGAAAGCCAUGGAGGUGAGGGACGCAAUGGGAAAGGCUCUCUACGCCCGGCUCUUCAGCUGGAUCGUGAACCGGAUCAACACACUGCUGCGGCCUGACAGUCAACCAGGGGAGGAUGAUAAGGGCCUGAACAUUGGCAUUCUGGAUAUCUUCGGCUUUGAGAACUUCAAGAAGAACUCAUUUGAGCAGCUCUGCAUCAACCUCGCCAAUGAGCAGAUCCAGUUUUACUUCAACCAGCACAUCUUUGCUUGGGAGCAGGAUGAGUACCUGAAUGAAGAGGUUGAUGCUCGGAUGAUUGAGUAUGAAGACAACCGGCCUCUCCUGGACCUGUUCCUGCAGAAGCCGAUGGGGCUGCUGUCCCUGCUGGAUGAGGAGAGCCGCUUCCCACAGGCCACCGACCAAACACUCGUAGAGAAAUUUGAAGAUAAUCUGAAAACAAAAAGCUUCUGGAGACCUAAAAGGGUUGAUCUUGGCUUUGGUAUUCAUCACUAUGCGGGGAAGGUCAUUUACAACGCAUCUGGCUUCUUGGCCAAGAACAGAGAGACGCUCCCAGCUGACAUUAUCCUUCUCCUGAGGUCAUCGGAAAACGAGUUGAUCCGCAAACUGGUCACUCAUCCUCUCACCAUAACGGGUAACCUUGCCCACACUAAGGGUAAAGGCACAAACACAAUGCGAGGCCCGCGGACACCUACACGGACCAUCACCUUGGCCAAGAAAUCAGAGCCUUCUGAUGCCACCUACCACCCAAGGGAAACAACCAACAUGAAGACACAAACUGUGGCCUCGUACUUCAGAUACUCUCUGAUGGACCUCCUAUCCAAGAUGGUGGCGGGGCAGCCUCACUUUGCCCGCUGCAUCAAACCGAACAACGAUCGCCAGGCAAACAAGUUCGACCGGGAGAAGGUUCUGGUCCAGCUGCGAUACACUGGCGUCCUGGAAACUGCCAAAAUCAGACGACAGGGCUACUCUCACCGCAUCUUGUUUGCUAAUUUCAUUAAGAGGUACUACAUCUUGGCCUUUCAUGCUCACGAGGAGCCGGCUGCGACUCCAGAGACGUGCGCUGCAAUACUGGAGAAGGCCAAACUGGAAAAUUGGGCAAUGGGGAAAACUAAGGUGUUCUUGAAAUACUACCACGUCGAACAUCUGAAUCUGAUGGUGCAGCAGGCAACACAAAGGAUCAUCCUUCUUCAGGCUUCUGUCCGAGGCUGGCUGGGAGCCAAACGCUACCAGAGGCUGCUCAAAGAGCGAGAACAUAGUGCUCUAGUGCUCCAGUCAGCUUACAGAGGUCAAAAAGUCCGGAAGAAGGUAGCGGACGAUAAAAGCAAAGCAAAGUUUGAAGCCUUUAUAAUCCAAUUUCAGGCUGUUUGCAAGGGAUUUCUUGCAAGAAAGUCAUACAAGGAGUUGGUAGAUGAGAAGAACAAGGCAGCAACCAAGAUCCAGGCUCGCUACAGGGGGCACAAGGAGCGGAAAAGCUUCCAACGAAAACGGGAAGCCAAAGAGAAGGAGCGAGCAGAGGAGGCUCUUAAAGAAGAGCAGGGACAGGUGCCAGAUCUCACAAAAGAAACUGCUGAUGAAACAGGCUCUAAUAAGGACAACAAUGAGGAGGAAGAAGCAAAAGCAGCAGUGGUUCUUCAGAGUAACUACCGAGGCUACAAAGAGAGAAAAAAGUUCAAAGAGAGGAAAAAGACGCUGGCUGGCAACGAGUUGGAGAUACCAAAUGAGGCUGUGGAUCUGCAACUGGAACCUGAGGCAACCACUGCCAAAGGCAAAGAGGAGAACACAGCUAAUAAUCAGGGGGAGAGCAAUGAAGAAGAGGAUGAGAGCACCUAUGAGGCUGAGGAAAACGAUGAUAGUGAUAACACUCAGGUACCAGAAGAUGAGGAGAACACAGAAGUUAUAGAUGAAGCUGUAAUUCAGGACGCAGACACUGGAAAUGUAGAUGGACAGGAAAAGGCUCCAGGAGAGGAAGCUGUCAAUCUAGAGGAGGAAACCAAAGCAGCCACUGUUAUCCAAAGUAAUUUUAGAGGCCAUAAAGAGAGGAAGAGAUUACAGCAAGAAGGGAAGGUCCCAGCUAAGAAACAGAUAGGAAGCAGCCAGAAAGAGGAGCAGGCAGAACCAACGGAGGCUCUACUUGGAGCAGAUGUUUCUUCCACUGAUGCCAAGCUUGAUGACCCAGAGGAGACUAAGGCAGCUGUAGUGAUUCAAAGUAACUUCCGUGGUCAUAAGGAGAGAAAACGACUCGAGGAGGAAGGAAAAAUUCCCAAGAAAAACAAGAGGGAAUCAAAAAAGGAGGAGAAUGGUGCAAAGAUAGAGGAAUCCCUUCCUGACAACCAAGAGGGCAUUUUACCUGCAAGUCCAGAGGGACCAGAUGAGGAAAAAGCAGCAACGGUCCUACAGAGUAAUUUCAGAGGUCAUCGGGACCGUAAGAAGCUGAAAGCUGAAAAAGAAGCGCAGCAGAAAGUCAGCGAAGGAAGUGCCAGUCCUGACAAUACGGCGCAGAAUACCAAAGAAAGGGAUGAAGCACUGGAUGUUACAGAUGUGGUUAUUGAACGCAAAGAGGAGGGAGACCUUGAAAAAGAAAGACAGGAGGAAGAGCACGCUGCUGUGAAGAUCCAGAGCAACUUCAGAGGGUACAAGGACAGGAAGAACCUUAAGGCCAACAAGGAGGCAGCCAGGAGUGAAGCCGAGCAGCUAGAGAGCUUCUCCAAAGAGAUUGAAAAGACUUCCCAGGACUUUUCAACCCUGCAGCAAAAGCUGAGCGAGAUCAUCCAGGUGCAUCAAUCAAAUUCUGAAAACAAUGUAUUGUUUCUUAGAGGAAAAGCAAUCAAUGGCUACACCCCGCAGAUCCAGUCAGCUGAUAAGAGAUUUUCAAGAACCCCCCGCAGAACGCAACAACCAAAGACCCUGAACACACCGGAGGACUCCACUUAUUACACGCUCAUUCAUAGAUCUGUCCAGGAUGAUAAACGCAAGCCAAGAAAAGAGGAUCCUGGAAAGCUGCUUGAUGUGGAUGACCAAUAUUACCACACCCUGUCCACCAGCAGGUCCGAACCCUGCAUGACCACCGAGAGCACAGCUGUCAGGGGGAAACCGGAGAGGAGACAAUCUGUAGAGAGGAGACAGUCAAUGGAGAGAAGACAGUCCAUGGACAGGAGACGAUCGACCCUUAGGAGUCAUCAUGGGGACAGGCGGACGUCCACAGAGCAAAGAUCGUCAGGUUCUACUCGACAGAUGAGAGAGAGGGCUGUCAGUGAACCCGAGCCUCCAAGACUCACAAAGCAAGACAACAGGCGUUCCAUGCUCAGAAUGUCCUCCACAGAAAGCCGAAGUGGAGAUAAUCCGUAUGAUUUCAGGCACCUGCUGAGGAAGACGUCGCAGAGACGAAGGCUCAUUAAAAAGUACUGAACGGAGAAAAUCCGAUGCAGUCUUUGCAGUGCAUUCCUGCAGAGAUAUUAAAGAUGUUAACGGUAUAUCUCUGUAAUGCUUCCUGCAGAGAGAAUGUUUCAGUGGUUUUUGAAAUGCUCUUGUUCAGCAAUGAAUUGUAAAUAACAAACUUGCAUGUAAUAAAACUACUGUAAAUUAAGAUUUAUUUAUAUUGUCUGUAGUGUAGUCAUUGAAUAAGAAAUUGUAUUGUCUCUUUAAACAUGGAAAGAUAUGAAGCUGUUGUCCAUUUUCCUAAACUUCGCAUUUUGAUUAAUUUUCAAAGAUACUCUUUUGGAAAAUAAACGUCAGAUUGGUCAUGUUAAAGAAAAAGUGUAAUCCUAUUGUAA